Messenger RNA from Coffea eugenioides, 1969 nucleotides. Its product is annotated as F-box protein At5g51370-like. Gene Ontology annotation, biological process: SCF-dependent proteasomal ubiquitin-dependent protein catabolic process. The transcript has 2 exons. Gene Ontology annotation, molecular function: protein binding. The record is from RefSeq and is a predicted model, not a curated record. NCBI's taxonomy places the organism in Eukaryota, Viridiplantae, Streptophyta, Magnoliopsida, Gentianales, Rubiaceae. Gene Ontology annotation, cellular component: SCF ubiquitin ligase complex. Bases 82 to 1587 code for a protein of 501 amino acids.
CCGGGGGAAAAAAUUUAUGAGAACCCUAACCCCAAUCCGAGCUUUUAUACUUUCAUUAUUAACAACCCACUACCGGAAAAAAUGUCAUCACCUGAGCGAAACAGAACGACACCGUUGAAGAAGAAAAACCGUCACACUCACACGGCCAGCUUGCCAGAGUUCUGGUUCACAAAAGAUCCCAAAUCCCAUCCCCUCAAAAAUGCGGUCCUCAAAAUGCGUCUUCAUGCUCUCUCCAACUCCGCUUCCGCCUCCGAGACCGAACCCGAGUCCGAGUCCGAUUCCCAAGCCCGCCCGCCGCAGCGUCUUUCUUCCGCUGCUCGCUCCUGCCCGGAUUUUACUGCCCGACUCUCCGACGAGCUGUUGAUGAACAUCUUCUCCAAGCUUCAGAAUAGUCAGCUCGUCUCCAACACGCUGGUUUGCAAGAGAUGGUGCAGGCUGAAUGGGAAGCUGGUGAGGUCGGUGAAGAUUUUGGAUUGGGAUUUCAUCGAGUCGGGUCGGGUCAUUUUUAGGUUCCCGAAUUUAAUUGACGUUGAUAUUGUUCAAGCUUGCGUGAAGUCUUGUCGGAAUUCUGGGAUUUUGUUGAGUAAUAAAUUGGUUUCGGUUCAUUUGGAUUCGGCUAGGGUUUCGGGACGAGGGUUUUUGAAGAAAGGGGAUUUUUUGGAUCCCCAAGUGAUUGAUAGAGGGGUUAGGGCACUGGCUGAAGGGUGUGGGAAUUUGAGGAGGGUUGUUUUAAUUAACGUUAGUGAAGAAGGGUUGAAUUAUGUAGCUGAGGAAUGCGAAACGUUGCAGGAAAUGGAACUGCACAACUGCGAUGAUUUUGCACUGAAAGGGGUUUCUGGGUGCAAGAAUUUGCAGAUAUUGAGACUGAUUGGUUGCGUUGAUGGGUUUUAUGAAUCAUUGAUAUCGGAUAUUGGGCUAACGAUUUUAGCUCAAGGCUGUAGACGGCUAGUUAAGCUUGAGCUAGUGGGUUGCGAGGGGAGUUAUGAUGGGAUUAAGGCGAUAGGGCAGUGUUGCUUCAUGUUAGAGGAGUUAACUUUGUGCGAUCAUAGGAUGGAGGGGGGAUGGUUGGCGGCUUUAUCAUAUUGUGGGAAUUUGAAAACUUUGAAGCUUCAAUCUUUUAAGAGCAUUGAUGCGAGUCCAGGGCCAGAUGAGCAUUUGGGGUCUUGUCCUACUCUUGAAGAGUUGCAUUUAAAGAAGGGCCAGUUGCGUGAUAAGCAGGGUGCAAGAGCAUUGUUCUUGGUGUGUCAAGCUGUUAGGGAGCUUGUUUUUGAGGAUUGUUGGGGAUUGGAUGACAGUACAUUUGCUGCAACAAGUAUUUGUAGGAGUAUAAGAUUCCUUUCUUUAGAAGGAUGCUCAUUGCUUACUACAGAAGGUUUAGAAUCGAUAAUCCUCUCUUGGAAGCACUUAACAAGGCUUAGAGUAGUUUCUUGCAACAAUAUAAAGGACAGUGAUAUCACCCCAGAACUGGCAACCUUGUUUUCUGUUCUUAAAGAGUUGAAGUGGCGGCCCGAUUCCCUGUCUCUCUUGGCAUCAGGUCUUGCAGGGACAGGAGUGGGACGGAAUGGUGGUAGAUCCUUCAGAUUGUAAUGAAGGGCAGGCUUGACAGUUGAUGCUGAUCAACUGAGUUUGUUCUUAAUAUAUACUUUAGAUGACUCGGGAUGGAAUCGGCGGAAGUCUUAAUAUACAGAGUUUGACAGUUUUACGUCUUCAGAUAAACUGUCUUCUUUUCCUAUGAAUGUAUCAUCUCUUCAACUUACAGAGACAAUUAGGCAUUUUAGGUUUAUUGAUUUCAUUGACCCUGUAUGUAUGCCGCGUUACCUGUUUGCCCAAACUAUACAGCUGACUCUCUCUCACUGUACUUUAGUUGAUCUGUAACCUUGACUUUCUGUAACAGAAGCUUAGCUGUAUUGACUAAUUGUACUCAGUUCCUUGGAAAAGAAUAAACGAACGUUACACUUCAAUUUAUACA